Molecule: messenger RNA, 3403 nt
Organism: Pelobates fuscus (common spadefoot toad)
Lineage: Eukaryota; Metazoa; Chordata; Amphibia; Anura; Pelobatidae
Gene: ID4
Product: inhibitor of DNA binding 4
Exons: 3
Coding region: 355-732 (125 amino acids)
Biological process (GO): negative regulation of transcription by RNA polymerase II; cell differentiation; circadian regulation of gene expression
Cellular component (GO): nucleus; cytoplasm
Molecular function (GO): protein dimerization activity; transcription regulator activity
Source: RefSeq, a predicted model, not a curated record
CUGCCUUGAAGCUGCAGAGCUAAGAGGCUUGAAGAUAGAAGGUCUAACUGACUGGAGACAUUGACUCCAUCUGUGCAACAACUGCUUGUGCAUCUUCCUGUCACACAAACCCCGUGCUUCCUCAUCUACAGCAGACAGAACCCAUUUUGUCACCAGGCUUCUGAAGGAAUUGCAUAUAGAAUUUUUUGUAUCUCUUACUACAAGAAGAUCCUUUGUUGUUUUUUUUUAACCUUAUUGUCUCGGCAUUGGAUUGACAGUUGCAUGUUCUGUUCCUGCUGCUGCUCAGUUGCAGGGUAGGUUUUAGGUGCCCACUGCAAAGCCCACCCAAGCACCCCUACCUUUUAGGUGCUUGCAAUGAAAGCUGUGAGCCCAAUCCGUCCCCAUAGUCGAAAAACUGGGGUGUGUGGGGAGCUGGCUGUGCACUGCCUGUCUGAUCACAGCCUUAGUGUAGCUCGUUACAAGAUGGAAGAGGAGUGCCUGCAGUACGAUAUGAAUGACUGCUAUAGCAGGCUCAAGAGACUGGUCCCCACCAUCCCCCAGAACAAAAAAGUCAGUAAAGUAGAAAUUCUGCAGCACGUUAUUGACUACAUCCUGGACCUUCAGCUGGCUUUGGACACACACCCUGUGCUGUUAAGGCAACAGCCACCUGCCAGGACCCCACUCACAGACCUCAAUACUGAUCAGGCUGCCUCCGUGGUGAACAAACAAGGGGACAGCAUAUUGUGUCGUUAAGCUGUAUUUUGAAGGUGUGCAGCAGUCAGAGCCCAAGCCAGAAGGAGCAGAGAGAAAUAUAUAUAGAGAAAAAUUAGAGCAUAAGGGAGGGGAAAGGAAAAAGCAGUCAUCAAACAAAAGAAAAAGAAAAGAAGAAAAAAAAAAGAAAAAAAAAAGUCUCAACACACACAUCUAUCAUACACUAAGGAGAGUAUAUUUCUUUUGCAGUUUGUGCACCCUCAUACCACUUAACACUGUCUUUUUCACAUUCAUUGUGUUUCAUCAAGAUGGGAUAGUACAUGGAAUUAUGGACACAUUGAAAGUCACAGAACUGAUGGGUAGGGGGGGUUUAGAAAAUGAUUAUAAAAUGAAGAACUGAAUUUUAAAGCUUUACUAAUAUACCAGAGCAUUGUAGAUAUUUUUUUGUACAUCUAUUGUUUAAAAUAGAUGCUUUUAUUGGGUCAGGGAAUUUUAUUCUCCCUGCAGGAAUGUUACAUAUUGUAUAGAAGAAAAAAAAAUCAAGUGACAUUUCAUACUGUAUAUAUAGAGAUGUUCUAUACGUGUAAGUGAUAAAGUAUAUGCUUUAAUAGACUACUGUAAUUAUGAAGUAUUUUUAAUUAAAUAUUUUGUGUAAAUAUCAAUGUGUGAUUUUUUUUUCCUUUUAUCUUUUUUUUUUUUAAUCAUGGGGUAAUGGGUUUAAUUCAUAUAUGUAUUAUAAAUACAUUUGCUAAUUAUUUGAGAUUUGAUUAAAACAUUAAUUAUGUCUAUUCACUAACUUGGCUCUGACAUUAAUAGGUCUGCAUGAUUGCAUGGGCUAUUGUUUAUGGACAUUAAACUGUCUCUGGCCAAUAUGCAUUCAGAUAAAUUAGUAAAUCCACAUAGCACACUUCUAUUGAAAAAAAAAUUACAAUAAUUGACACACCAUGAAUAAUUAAUUUGGUUCAAAAUACAAAUAAAUAAAUAUUCAAUUAUAAUCAAUAAUCCAUAUAGCAUAUAUUCAAAAUUUCCAGGUUCUAAAGAAUUGUUUCAAUGUAUACUAUUGUUCCUCUUUGUGGUACUCAAAUAGUUAACCUGUCCAUUUAACAAUCUGGGGAAGAGGUUGUAUCUGUACAAAAAGCCUAAUAUGAGAUGGCUAUAUGAAACCUGUGACCAUGUUGCAGUAUUAUUACCCAUUAUCACAUUUCUAGAAGGCCCUUGCAGGAUACACAAUGUAGUCUCCUAUUUUCUUGAAGGUAUUUUUUUUCUUAUUUCCAUUACAAGAAAUAUAUGGCCAGACAAUUUAUCAUGGGCUUAAAUAUUAAUGUAAAAAUAGCCAAACGAUUUAAAAGAAUUCUAGUAUAUCUAAAUUUCUUUUUUUUUUUUUUUUUUUUUUUGUGUUCUCUGGCGUAAAGGCUUGGCUGCUACUGACUAUAGAAAUACAAAUAAAAAACACAUUCUAAUGAAACAAUAAUAAUACAUUAUAUAUCAUAUGGCCAUUCUUAUUAAUUUUCUUUAACCCAUUGCACUCCUACAGUGUUUGUUUUUUUUAUUUAAAAUACGCUGCAAUAAUGUGACGCAAUAUACCUCUUUUUUUUUUUUUUAAAUAUUCAUUGAGCGUACAAAUAUGGCCAAGUAUGGUAAUUGACGUCCUAUUCUUAUAAUACUAUUACAAUCUGCAUGGGUGUUCUACAGAAAGAGUAAUUAUUGUUCAUUUGGUUAAUCUGGUGUUCCAUUUUAUAUAUUUUUUUAUUUUUCAUUAUAAUUCUCUCUCAAUGCAUGUGAUACAUCAGUGUUUUCUAUACUCUGUCUGUUUAUUUGGUUUUUUUUUUCCUUCUAUUUUAACCUGGAAAUUCUGAAUAGAAAAAUCUCUUUCUCUGUCACUCUUGUCAGUGACCCACAUAUGCUCCAAAAGCAGUCACUUCUUGCUUGUAACCAAAGGAAACCACUGCUACAUCUAAAAUUGUAUCUACUUAAUUUAACCCUUCCAGUGCUCCAGGAGGUUGUGUUUUGAUCACACCCCUCCGCCACUGACAGUGUUAAACAAAUGAAUGCAGAUUAUUAUCUGAUGUUGGGAAAAUGCCAGUAACCUUAAUUGUUAAGGUGGAACCUUAAUAAAUUAUUUAAGCUGCUUAAUUUUCCUUCAAUCAUGUAAGAAGCAGUUACUGGCGUUAACUGUCACAUACUUUUUUUUUUAUAUACAAGAGUAUUAAAAGUACAUAUUUUUAUUCGUCUGAAAUCUGUCCUUUUCCCCAAAUGUUUUGUAUUAAAUUGAAUUACCAUUUUUGUAUCAGUGCAGAAAGGAGGACGUUUCUUCUCUGUAAUUUAAUUAUGCACAGAUACAUUUUGCUAAAUAUUCGCUGCAUGUAUUUUCACGUUCUUUGUAAAUUACAAAUUGUAACAGUUUGAUAAAAUUCAUCCCUGGGAAAUGCUUUUUUAAAAAAAAAAAAAAUAAUAAUAAUAAUUGUGUAACUGUCAUGUUUAACUUUUUGAAUGCCAAAUGAGAUAGAGAGGGGAUAGCAGUGUUACAAAGUAAAAAAUGAAUGCAUGGAUGACCCCUCUGGUCUUCAGUGGAGCAUCAUAAUUCGAUGUGUGUUGUCUAUCUUAUUUAAAUAACUUGCAUUGUACGUUUCAUAGACACAGAAUCAAAUGAAACCAAAGUUUUCACUUCUGUUGAUACAAACUAAUAAAAAUAAAAAAACAACAACUUUGUAAA